Oryzias latipes (Japanese medaka) is the source of this 2985-nucleotide messenger RNA. It is a transcript of the gene bace2, whose product is annotated as beta-secretase 2. Lineage: Eukaryota; Metazoa; Chordata; Actinopteri; Beloniformes; Adrianichthyidae. Gene Ontology annotation, biological process: amyloid-beta metabolic process; membrane protein ectodomain proteolysis. Gene Ontology annotation, molecular function: aspartic-type endopeptidase activity. The record is from RefSeq and is a predicted model, not a curated record. Gene Ontology annotation, cellular component: trans-Golgi network; plasma membrane; endosome.
UGGAUGAGUUGAUGGAAGUGAGCCGUGCUGGAGAAAAGUUACAGUCUGGAAGUUUUCCGCGUCACUUUCUCCGAGUUACCAUGUGAGUCCGCGCGCUUUUUCAGUGACCGUGAACAGCCAGACAGGGUUUCCAUGAUGACCAACCUCAACACUUAAGGACCAACUCCAACAAGGACCGAAAGUCUUUCUAAAACUAAAAAAAAACUUUAAAAAAAACGCCCAUGGUUUCUCCAACUGCCGUCACAGCUGUCACCGCCAUGGCGUGUUCCUCCGCGGUUUCGUUAUGGGCAUUCGCUUUCAGCCUUUCCUUCGGCCUGUCAAAGUGUCACUUCUCGGUUCCGCUCAGGAUACACCCGGGAAAGUUUAACCUCUCCGCGCACGUGAACGUCAGCCAGCUCCACCGAGUGGCGUUGAAGUCCGACGGAAGCGGCCUCUCCUUCGCCUCUGACCCCGCCGGCAUCGUCAACUUUCUGGACAUGGUCGGGAACCUGCAGGGAGACUCGGGGAGGGGAUACUACAUCGAAAUGUCAGUUGGGACUCCCGGUCAAAAGCUGAACAUCCUGCUGGACACGGGAAGCAGCAACUUUGCCAUCGCUGCCGCUCCACACCCGGACAUUACUCGCUACUUCGACACUGAUCUGUCCAGCUCCUUCCAGGCACUUGACCGUUUUGUGGCUGUUAGGUACACACAAGGCAACUGGGAAGGCGAACUAGGCAUUGACAGCGUCUCCAUCCCCAAAGGCCCAAACGGAACCAUCACUGUGAACAUCGCCGCCAUUCUGUCUUCUAAUGGCUUCUUCCUGUCUGGAAUUAAAUGGCAGGGCAUCUUGGGAAUGGCCUAUCCUGCCCUGGCAAGGCCGGACUCAUCCGUGGAGCCCUUCUUCGACUCUGUGGUGAAGCAGCUGGGAAUUCCAGACGUGUUUUCCCUCCAGAUGUGUGGCGCAGGACUGUCGGGAAGCAGCGCCGCGGAUCCACCGGGUGGCAGUCUUAUAAUGGGUGGGGCUGAACCAACGCUGUAUCGGGGGUCGGUGUGGUACACCCCCAUUGUAGAGGAGUGGUACUACCAAGUGGAGGUUCUGAAGCUGGAGGUUGAUGACCAAAACCUGAAUUUAGACUGCAAAGAGUAUAACAUGGAUAAAGCCAUAGUUGACAGCGGGACGACGAUGCUGCGACUUCCUGCCAAGGUCUUCAAUGCGGUGGUAGAAGCUAUCACACGCAGCUCUCUGAUCCAAGAGUUUUCUUCGGGCUUCUGGGAAGGGACCAAGCUGGCGUGCUGGAUGAAGGGAGAGACCCCCUGGAGGGUUUUCCCCAAGCUGUCCAUAUACCUUAGAGCCACCAACACCAGCCAGAGUUUCCGCAUUACCAUCCUGCCUCAGCUCUACAUCCAACUAAUCACAGAUGAGAAUAGCGCGCUCGAUUGCUUUCGCUUUGGAGUGUCUUCUUCUGCUAAUGGGCUGGUGAUUGGUGCCACCGUCAUGGAGGGCUUCUAUGUGGUUUUUGAUCGAGCUCACAAGAGGCUGGGUUUCGCUCUAAGCAGCUGUGCAGUGAGCGGUGAUGUGGCUCUGUCAGAGAUCGCAGGACCUUUCUCUGCGGCGGAUGUGGCCACAGACUGCUCCAGCGGCGUGCCGAAGCAGCCUCUCCUCUGGCUGAUCUCCUACGCCCUGAUGGCAGUCUGCGCCGUGAUCCUCAUCGUCCUGCUGCUCCUGCUGCUGCUGCCCUGCCGGCGGCGAGGGCGCCUCGGGGAGAUCACAGACGAGUCUUCGCUGGUCCGACACCGGAUCAAAUGACUCAGAGGAGCCAGACGAGUGAGCGCGGCGAACGGGCAGGAGGCGGGACGCGGAGAGGCCUACGCCGCUCGCCCACCAUGACGAACAACUGAACGCCCGACUGACCUCGCGCCGCCCUCAUGGGUUUGGCUUUUCGGGACACCUCUGCCCUCUGAAGGGAAUAUCCCCCCCUGAAGUCCUCCUGAAACCUCAGAUGGACACGCACAUCCAGACUUCUGAUCAGAGCACAGAGGAACAGUGAACGUUGAAAAGACAUUCACAGACUAUGACCACCUUUCUAUUUGAAUUGUUUUUUUGGAAAAUUUCCUCCUUUUCUGUCUACUCUGACUCUAUGAGAGCAGAGGGACUUUUCAAGGCUUUGAAAACAUUUUCUGCUUUAAAAACAAACAAACCUCCAAAACCAGGAAAUCUGAGAAAAGACAGUGAGAACGUGGAACGCAGACGAUCAAAGUGGAGUAGACCAUCUUAAGUUUAAUUAGAACAAAAACACUGUAAAGCUUUUAUUUUAGCUUUUUUUUAUUGUUAUUCUUAUUUGUGACUGCAUUGCUGAAUUGUGUUUGACCUUUUGUGGAGACAAAAUGUUGAAUCUGAGAAGGAAAAGCUACUUAUUUAACCAGCGUCUUUGGAAAAGUUGCCCACAUUGACCUUAAAGGCCUCAUUCGACCUUCAAAUGGAUCUGUGCAGGAUGAGCAUGUCUCUGCAGAAUUGCACUUUUUUUUUGGUUGUUGUUUGAAGUCGACAGAUGGAUUUUUCUUCAUCUGUUUUCUUAAUGUUCUAAACUUGUACACUUUCAGCUUUAAAUUUAAAUUCUUUUGCGUGCCACUGUUAUUUCUCUGAGACGUAGUUCUUGCUCAACAUGGAAGUGGUAUUAAUGCACUGCACAUCUGACACAAAGCAGACUCUGUGAAUCUGAACUCUGCCGUACACACGACCGUUUUGCAGUUUUUGAGACGAGAGUUUGAGUUACUGUAAGCGCCGCACAAGCUGUCCUCGCCAUGGAGACGGUCCGGCUCCGUCACUGUAAAUGAGUUGGAGAGGAGGACACGAACCCCGCGGCCCACUAAUACCAUUGUUCAUCGUUUAUUUGAAGGUACGCUAGACUGUAUGAAUGUAUGUUUUUUGUGCCAAAAUGAAAAUUGUAAACAAAUGAACUUUAACAGAUCAAAUCCAUCAAUAAAUCUUUUUGGAAUGUGCAGGA